Messenger RNA from Rotaria sp. Silwood2, 3207 nucleotides. Lineage: Eukaryota; Metazoa; Rotifera; Eurotatoria; Philodinida; Philodinidae. The record is from the annotation of a GenBank genome assembly.
AUGAAUGUCGGUGACAAGGAUAGCACAGGUAUUUCAUCUGGUCCAUUGUCAUCUCAAUCACGUUCAGUCAUCGAUCGAUCAUUACCACCACCACAACCAAAUCGAGAAAAUCGACGAAAACAACGUCAUGGCAAUAAAAAAUUACAACGAUUCUGUCGCCGACGACGUGCUCGUGGUAUGAGUGAAGCAGCAAUUACGAAAAUGAUUGAAAAUCGGGAACAGGCAAAAGAAAAGCAAAAGUUAAAAAAAUCGAAGAAUGUCACUACUUCAACAACAACUCCUCAAACAGAAACUAUGGUCACAACUGUAUCAAUACCAGAUAGACAUGGAUUGAACAACAAUCAACAAAAACGUACUACAACGACAAAUAAACGUAAAAGAGAUAUUUCAUCUUUUGAACUUCAUCGUCAUUUUGUUCCAUCGACAAGUGAACGCAAUCUUCGACCAUCAGCAGCCAAAAAAAUGAAAAAAAUCAUUUUUAUACAAUCUAUACCACCAGAUAGUAUUAGUGUGAAUAAAAACUAUCCAAAACCGGCCUAUUUAACUCAUUCACCACAUCUCAUUUUUCAAGCAUUACGUCAUGAAUUCAAUCGUUCCUUGAAUAAAAAAGAUGAACAAAUUUUUAUUCAUGUACGUCUACAAUUAUUAGACCGGCAAUAUCGUCUCGAGCUCGAUCAACGUCUAUGGGAAUCGUAUUUAGAGGUUGGUCUUCAAGAAAAGUUAUGGCCUUGUUCAUUGUAUGAAAUGGCCAAGAACAAUCAACCAGACCUAUGUGGAAAUUAUAUUAUGACACAGUUAGCUAUAAUUGACGAUCAAUUAGAGCAGUACAAUAUGAAAUUGUAUAAACAAGUGCAAUCAUCGAUACCUAUUCUAUUGUCAUCCUUAGAUUUGUUGGACAGAAGUUUGAAAAAUUUUGUUUCUUUACAAGAAAACUAUUUAGUUGACCGUAUAGAUCAUCAAAUAAGGACAUUUAAGGAUGAUAUUCGUGAUCAACAACUCUAUCUAGAUUUGCUUACUUACAAUUUCACAAACGUUCAACGACGUGCACUUGAAGAAAUCAUUCAGAUAAGAAAAGAACAAUUGCAAGUUUAUAAAGAAUUUAUUAUGUUGGGACAACGUAUUCUUCAUCAAUUUCUACCACCAAACUUUGAUCAAUUUGAAAAGAUUACUGCACCUGAUUUUUAUUGGCCACCGAUUGCUGAUCGCACGGUAGUCGAUAUUCGAACAAAACGUCGUACUGUUUUAAAGCGAGGAAAACGUAAUUUACUGAAUCUUUUUUAUGCUGCUUAUGAAUAUAAAUUCAAUGAAUAUAAACAACAAUAUGAACAAAGUUUGAAUGCAUUUGAAUUACAUUGUUCUACUACGAUUCAAAUUAAUGGAAUGUCUCUGAUCGACUAUUUGAAAGCUUUUAUGUUACAUCAUACCAAUCGAAUUAUCGAUAAUAUAUUUCAUAAACUAAGUCAUUUUCGACAGAUAAUUUCACAGCGCUAUCAACGUUCUUCAUCAGCCAAGAAAAUGGUCGGUGUAUCACCUGAAGUGACUAUUGAUGUUCUUGAUUGUCCGUAUAAUACUGAAGAAUUAUCUCAUUUGUCUAUAGGUCCAAACUAUGUUCGACCAAAUCCAAGUGCACUACGUCCAAUAAAACAUCGUGAAACUCAAAUACAACAUCAUCUCAAAGAUAUCAAUACGAAAGUUAAACGUCAAUUGAAGAACUAUUGUAACAGAGAACCGCCAAUAGCAAGGAUGAAACACUAUUGUGAAUUAGUUGAAAAACUACUACGACAACAUUAUAUGACUCCAUUAUCCUAUGUUGAUCGCAUGCGUGCUCAACGAGAAUUCAAAUUAGUAAAGUCUAUUCGACGAAAAGCACAAAAAGCAAAACAUAUUAUACGGGUUUGUGAUAGAGGUGGCGGCUUACAUAUUGGGAAUAAAAGUGAUUAUGAAAGAAAAGCAGCAAAAUAUCGAGAAGAUACAAAAGCCUAUCAAGAAUUAUCAUACAAUCCACUGAUGAAAACAUUAACUAAUGUAACAAAUGCGCUCAAUGUUCUCAAGAAUAACAAGCAAUUGGCACUCAAAGAGUAUAAUCGCCUAAUGCCAAAAUCGGAUCUCAUCAGAUUGUCUUACAUGUAUUUUAAUCCUAAACCACACAAGGAAGGAACACCAUUACGACCCAUUCUGAAUACCAUUAAAGCAGUAACCAGACCUAUCUCCGAUUUCUUAGAUGAAUUGAUUCGACCUAUCUACGAUCAAUAUAAUAAAGAUAAUACAAUCAUUGAUGGUGUGAAACUUAUCAAGCGUUUGGAAAAAUAUGCUGCUGAUGGUCAUCUUAAACCGUCGACUCUUUUCUGUACUUUUGAUAUUAAUAACUUAUAUACCAUGCCGCCACAAGAUGAAUCCAUUCGAAUUCUAGGCGAUUUUCUUCGCCACUUUGUUGGUGAAAGAGUUAAAAAUAUCUCGGUUGCGACCAUUCAAAAAUUAGCCGAAAUUGUUUUGAAAGAAAACAAUUUUAUCUACGAUCAUAAAUUCUAUAAACAGAUUAUUGGUGGUGCGAUGGGUUCACCGUUUACAUUAACUCUAGCCAAUAUAUUUAUGUGCCAUUGGGGAAAACGUUGGAUUCGACGACAAAACAGUAUGGAAGAAAUCUAUGGCCGAUAUAUCGAUGAUGUCUUCUUUACAUCGAAUGAAUCCAUCGAAAUAGUUCGACAAUUAUUACAGGAUGCGAAUGGAUGGCAUCCGAAUAUUAAAUUAGAAUCGAACAUUGGAAGUACUGUUCCAUUUUUAGAUGUUCUUUUGACUAAUAACAACGGAGUUCUUCAUACAUCCGUUUAUCAUAAACCUUCGACUGAACCAUAUGUCGUUCCAUUCCUUUCGGAUCAUCCACGACAUACAUUUCCAAAUAUUAUACAAACGGCUCUUGUUCGAGCAAUUCGAUAUUCAUCGACAUUCGAAGCAUUUAAUAAUGAACGACGUGCUGUUCGAUUUAUGUUAUUAUUUAAUGGUUAUCCGACCAGAUAUAUUGACAAGCAAUUUCGAAAAAUCUUUGGUAAUUAUAUUUCACCCGAUUCAAUCUUACCAUUAAUCGAUAACGAAGAACAAUUUUUUGAAUUACGCAAAGAAUACAUGAAACAACCGACAGCUCGACAUUCUCAAGUCGAAGCACGUAUUGCACAAUUCAAGCAAAACAAUGAAGAACUCCGUUGUUAUUAG